This is a messenger RNA of Striga asiatica, 363 nucleotides long. Lineage: Eukaryota; Viridiplantae; Streptophyta; Magnoliopsida; Lamiales; Orobanchaceae. The record is from the annotation of a GenBank genome assembly.
AUGGCACAAUCAGAAGAACAAUCUCACUGGAGGCUCGUCAUGGUGAGGAUGGCCCUUGGAGAGGUUAUAGAUAGCGAGAACACUUCAUCGUGGGGCGAGGAAGAGGAGGAGAAGGAGCGCUUGGGAGCUGGGGAGAUGCGCGGUGCAGACGCGCCACCGCGUACGGCGGAGCGGAGGCCAGAUCUCACAAUCGCCGCUGCCAUUCGGAUUAUGUUUCACUCACUUUUUCCGUUGACGAGUCGAAGGCAAAACGACCAUGAACUCCACAGCCAGGAGUCUGAGGACUUGUGGAUAGCAUUCAUGAAGGAAGUAUCAGGGAAAUACUUUCCUUUGAGAACCUUCGUCAAGAGCAAGUCAGGCUGA